AUGAGCAGGGUAGCCUCCCCACCUCCCGAGAUGAGUCUGAUUGCGUUCCAGGGAGACUUUUGCUUCGCUUUCAUGUUCUCCAACUUUGUUUGGCGAGGCUACGGAACCUUGUGGCUUGAACAAGCGGCUGCUGGGAAGCUUGGAGGUCUGUCGCUGAAUGCGACUAAAGCGCUUUCUCAGGCCAACUUUGGGAGAUCUAACCAUAAGCAGGACAUUGAACUCAAGGGCGUUAUGCAGUAUGGAAAUUGUUUGAGGACGUUGGCUGGUGUAUUGGACAGCGGUGCUGUUCAAGGAGGGCAAGACUUGCUGGUGCCCAUUCUUGUGCUACUGAUGCAUGCUGCAUCCAACGCAGACCAAACUGGCGCUGUGUUCCAUCUCCGAGCGCUUGCCAGGCUGCUCCAUAUCUGUGGACCAGAAGCCUUCCAGGAACAGCCUUUACUGAACGCAUUCGAGGCGGCAAGGGCGGCUUUGCUUUCUGCGAGUCUGUACGGCAAACAGCGUCUCUUUCUUGAAGACCAGCGUUGGAGGACGGUCCCAUAUAUGCGUAACAAUGUGUUCAAAACUCCACAGAGCCAGCUCUUAGACAUCCUGGUGGUGGUGCCAGGGUUUCUGGAGGACCACGCAGCAAUACUGUCGAUGGAUAAAGAUGGGAAAGACUCGAGAGGAGAGCUAUUAGAAAGAGUGGAGAGGCAGCUUGUCACGCUCUACCGCUGGCGAUGGCGAUGGCAAGCCCAAUCUGGCAACAAGGUGGAAUCCGACGCCACCAACACGCCUCAACUCAAUGGCCUCGCAGCAGAGGCUCUGGGUUCUAUUGGUACUUCUAGGCAGUCUGGGCGACUGAGGUUGGGUAAGUUCACGCUUGCGACAGAGCUCAUGCUAUACAAUGCUACUCUAAUGUGGCUCAUCGCGCUUUACUGGAAAAUCGACCCAGUCAGCGCAAGCACACGUAUCGAAGCCUGUGCCAAUGCUGCCCUGCCUGAUGAACCAGACCCCAAAUACCUAUCCUUUGAACCUUUGCGACGACCCGGAGCUUCUGUCACGGUACGAGAUCCAGCUAUGGAGGUUUGUCGAGUCUUCGAGUGGGUAACUCGUCAUCAUUCUCGAAAUACGGAGCCAGCAUUCCUGUACCUAUUACCUAUAGGCGUGGCGAUGAGUGUACUAGAGUCAGAACCUGGAACAAAGGCCUGGGUGACCAGUCUACUCAACAUGAGCCCAAUCACGGCUAAUUAUGCGCGUGGACAGAAUGCUGCUGGAUUUGGCUUCUACAUUACUCCAGAGUCACUUCAUCCUGAAAGCGUUGUGGGAGACAAGCAGUUGUUUCUGGCCCAGGACAUGCAGGAGCUCGCGGUUUAG
Molecule: messenger RNA, 1353 nt
Organism: Fusarium sp. VM40
Lineage: Eukaryota; Fungi; Ascomycota; Sordariomycetes; Hypocreales; Nectriaceae
Source: the annotation of a GenBank genome assembly